UUCCCGGGCGCUGCUGCCGGAGGCCGCGUGGGCCUGGCGGGAAGGGCCACGAGCUGGUCCUUUUUUGUUUCCUUUUUCCUCCUUUCUCGGCUCCUCCGGAAAAGCGGAAGGGACAGAGCAGCGAUCAGACCCACCCACUGUGUCCCAGCACGUGCGUGGCCACUAAGGAGCCCAUUCCUCCCUGGACCCCACCCAUUUAAAGCGGCUUCAGGAUCCUUGACUGUGAUGCAGAGCCUUUCAGUUAGCUAGAAGCCUUGGCCCAGCCUCUUGAUGCAGCCUGAAUCCAGCAGGUGUGAAGAGGAGAUCCCUUCCCUCUUGUGGGGUUUGGAUCCUGUGUUUCUAGCCUUUGCAAAACUCUACAUCAGGGAUAUUCUGGACUUGAAGGAGUCCUGCCAGGUGCCAGGUGUAUUUCUUUACAAUGGACAUCCAAUAAGACAGGUAGAUAUCUUGGGAACUGUCAUUGGAGUGAGAGAAAAAGAUGCCUUCUACAGUUACGGAGUGGAUGAUAGCACUGGAGUUAUAAACUGCAUCUGCUGGAAAAAGUUGAGCGGUACCGAAUCUUCAUCAGCAACCGCAGCUGCUCCCAGUGCAGCAAGAGAACUGAGCUUAACCUCACAGCUUAAGAAGCUGCAAGAGACCAUUGAGCAGAGAACAAGGAUAGAAUUUGGGGACAUUAUCCGAAUCAGAGGCUACAUCCGCACAUACAGAGAAGAGCGAGAAAUUCAUGCCACGGCUUACUAUAAAGUGGACGAUCCAGUGUGGAACAUUCAAAUUGCAAAAAUGCUUGAACUGCCCAUUAUCUACAGGAAGGUUUAUGACCAGCCUUUCCGCAGCCCAGUUCUAGAGAAAGAAAAGGCACUAAGCAGCAAUCCAGGUGCCUUGGACCUUGCCAGUCUCACAUCUUUGCUGAGUGAAAAAGUGAAAGAAUUCCUCACAGAGAACAGAGUGCAAACCUUUUACCAGCAGGAGCUGGAAAUGGUGGAGUCUUUGCUGUCCCUUGCCAAUCAGCCUGUGAUUCACAGGACCUGCUCUGACCAAGUGGAUUUUAAGAACGACACCACUUCCAAGGCGAUUCAUAGUAUAUUUAAGUGUGCCAUACAGCUGCUGUGGGAAAAAGGACUCGUUUUCCAGAAGGAUGGUGGUUUCGAUAACCUAUACUAUGUAACAAGAGAAGACAAAGACCUGCACAGAAAGAUCCACCAGAUCAUUCAGGAAGAUUGCCAGAAACCAAAUCAUGUGGAGAAGGGUUGCCACUUCCUGCACAUCUUGGCCUGUGCUCGUCUGAGCGUCUUCCCCGGCCUGAGUGAGGCUGUGCUGCAGCAGGUGCUGGAGCUCCUGGAGGACCAGAGUGACAUCGUCAGCACCAUGGAGCACUACUACAUGGCGUUCUGAGCAGAGGCCCACAGACAGCAUGGGAGGUCCAGCUGAGGAGGAGAGAGACAAGGUGGUGUUCACCCCCAGGCUCUCAUUGUAAACACCAUGAGGGGGCUUAUAUGUCUGGAAGCAGUAACCUCAUAAUAAACUUUAAAAUAUGGUCGUUUGGACAAUGGGA
Messenger RNA from Galeopterus variegatus (Sunda flying lemur), 1552 nucleotides. RefSeq names its product oligonucleotide/oligosaccharide-binding fold containing 1 (gene STN1). The record is from RefSeq and is a predicted model, not a curated record. Gene Ontology annotation, molecular function: single-stranded telomeric DNA binding. Gene Ontology annotation, cellular component: chromosome, telomeric region; CST complex; DNA replication factor A complex. The transcript has 10 exons. Gene Ontology annotation, biological process: DNA replication; nucleotide-excision repair; telomere capping. Bases 271 to 1392 code for a protein of 373 amino acids. NCBI's taxonomy places the organism in Eukaryota, Metazoa, Chordata, Mammalia, Dermoptera, Cynocephalidae.